Messenger RNA from Penicillium daleae, 1134 nucleotides. Its product is annotated as TauD/TfdA dioxygenase family protein. The record is from RefSeq and is a predicted model, not a curated record. The transcript is spliced from 4 exons. NCBI's taxonomy places the organism in Eukaryota, Fungi, Ascomycota, Eurotiomycetes, Eurotiales, Aspergillaceae. Gene Ontology annotation, cellular component: cytoplasm. The coding region runs from base 1 to 1134 and encodes 377 amino acids. Gene Ontology annotation, molecular function: 2-oxoglutarate-dependent dioxygenase activity.
AUGGCACCCUCUGUUGCGAACACGGUCACUGCCGAGGUCGUCGUUCCUGUAAAGGUCGACCCAAAGGCGAGCGUGAGCAAGCCCAAAGUGAGGCGAAUAAUUGAUGAAGAAGGAGGAAAGUCCACUGCCAAGUAUCAACACUAUCUGCCUGUCUGGGAUCAUGGCGAAAAAUACCCCCCUCUCGAGCCAUUCACGCAUAUUGAUCAUGGCAAAGAUGCCGACCCGUCCUUCAAAGAUCUUCUUCCAGAAGGAUCUCAGAUUCAAAAACUCACCCCGACUAUCGGAUCCGAAGUUACAGGUGUUCAGCUGAGCAAGCUCACUGCAGCCGGAAAAGAUCAGCUUGCUCUCCUCGUUGCUCAACGCAAAGUUGUAGCAUUCAGAGAUCAAGAUUUUGCAGACUUACCUAUCCAAGACGCCCUCGAUUUUGGAGGCUAUUUUGGGCGACACCAUAUCCACCCCACUAGCGGAGCUCCGGAGGGGUACCCGGAGAUCCAUCUUGUUCACCGGAAUAAGAACGCAUGGGAGUAUGAUGAAUACCUUGCGGCAAAGAACAGCAGCGUCUCGUGGCAUUCUGAUGUUACUUAUGAGCAGCAACCCCCUGGAACCACUUUCCUGUACCUUCUUGACGGUCCAGAGGUGGGUGGAGACACUAUUUUUGUUAACCAGGUUGAGGCAUAUAACCGGCUCUCACCCGCGAUCAAAGAGCGUCUCCAUGGUCUCAAAGCUGUGCAUUCUGGAUUCGAGCAAGCCGAAAACAGUCUAAAGCGUGGAGGAGUUGAUAGAAGAGAUCCGGUGAAGAAUGAGCAUCCAAUCGUUCGCACCCAUCCCGUCACGGGUGAGAAGGCUCUUUUCGUCAACGGAGGUUUCACUCGGAGCAUUGUUGGUCUUAAAACUGAGGAAAGUGAUGCUCUUCUGGGAUUCUUGCUGGCUCAUGUCGGUCGCGGCAUUGACUAUCAGGCCCGCAUCCGAUGGGCGCCAAAGACAGUGGUGAUUUGGGAUAACCGAGUGACCGCCCACUCUGCGAUUAUUGACUGGACGACAGGCGAGCGUCGUCACUUGGCACGCAUUACGCCACAAGCAGAGCGUCCUUUUGAAACGCCCUACGUUCCAGAAGGAGACAAGUUGAGUGCUUGA